Molecule: messenger RNA, 5520 nt
Organism: Anneissia japonica
Lineage: Eukaryota; Metazoa; Echinodermata; Crinoidea; Comatulida; Comatulidae
Product: flotillin-2-like
Exons: 9
Coding region: 107-1378 (423 amino acids)
Biological process (GO): regulation of myoblast differentiation; protein localization to plasma membrane
Cellular component (GO): plasma membrane
Source: RefSeq, a predicted model, not a curated record
CCAUGUUUGAUAGUAGAAAUUGUUGAAGUGGGUGUUGACUGUUUACAAUUAUUUAACCAGUUGUGAGGCUUGUUUCGAGGGAAAUUUUACUAGGAAUACAUACAUUAUGGGAAACUGUCACACUGUUGGGCCAAAUGAGGCACUAGUUGUGUCUGGUGGGUGUUGUGGCAAUGAAGCAAAGAACUAUGUUAUCGGUGGUUGGGCGUGGGCCUGGUGUGCAGUAACAGAUGUUCAGAAAAUCACUCUUGAAGUGAUGACACUAAACCCACGGUGUGAAAAUGUUGAGACAUGCUACGGUGUCCCACUGACUGUGACAGGUGUUGCCCAGUGUAAGGUUAUGACUGAGCCUGAACUCCUAGCCACAGCUUGUGAACAGUUCCUUGGCCGAAACACGAAGGAAAUUGAAGAAGUGAUCCUGCAAACUUUGGAGGGACAUUUGAGAGCUAUUCUUGGUACUCUCAGCGUGGAAGCCAUCUUCCAAGAUCGAGACCAGUUUGCCCAGUUGGUACGUGAAGUGGCCGCGCCAGAUGUCGGCCGUAUGGGAAUCGAGAUCUUGAGUUUCACCAUCAAAGAUGUUUUUGACCGCGUCGACUACUUGGAUUCCCUCGGAAAAGCGCAGACCGCUGUUGUCAAAAGAGAUGCAGAUAUCGGUGUGGCUGAAGCUCACAGAGAUGCCGGUAUUAGAGAAGCAGAAUGCGAGAAAGCGAUGUUGGACGAGAAAUAUGAUGCCGACACAAAGAUUGCCGACUCUAACCGACAGUUUCAAAUGUUGAAGGCAGGUUACGAAAGGGAAGUAAAUUCUAAGAAUGCUGAGGCCCAGUUGGCGUAUGAACUACAAGCAGCAAAAGAAAAGCAGAAGAUUCGUAGUGAGGAGAUUGAAAUUGAGGUCGUAGAACGGCGAAAGCUGAUCGACAUUGAAUCGCGUGAGAUCCAGAGGAAAGAGAAGGAAUUGAUUGCGACAAUCAAGCGACCAGCUGAAGCGGAAUCAUACAGAGUAGAAACGAUAGCUGAUGGUAUGAGAACUCAUACCGUGUUGGCAGCAAGAGCUGAUGCAGAGAAGAUCAAGAUGUUGGGGGCAGCAGAGGCAUCAGCGAUUGAAGCUACAGGUAAAGCAGAGGCUGAACGCAUGAGAAUGAAGGCUGCUGCCUACAAGCAAUAUGGAGACGCUGCUAUGAUGAGCCUAGUACUCGACUCCCUACCCAAGAUUGCUGCUGAGGUUGCUGCCCCAUUGGCCAAGACUGAUGAAAUUGUGUUGCUGGGAGAUGAUCGCACAACAACUGAAGUGACCAAGUUGCUCAGUCAAUUACCCCCGGCUGUCAAGGCAUUGACAGGAAGUGAUAUCAGCAAAUUGCUGCAAAAGAUUCCAGGAGCCCACUAAUCAUAGCAGCUACUCUCAACCAUAGGGAGUAAAAACACCAGUCAGUGAGUGACAAGCAAUCAUGUAGUCAUGUCUUGUAGAAAACCUGUAUGUUAAUCUUGUUUAUCCAUUAUAGAAUACAUUUCAGCAGCAUUAGUAAACAUAUCGGUAUGUAUAUUUCAUAUUUUUAUAUCUACAGGGUUUAUCACCUUGGAGUUGAACAACGUAUGAGUGGGUGGGUAGGGUUUAGCGAUGAUUGUUAACAGGCAGUCAUGUGUCCUAACUUGGGUAUACAUGAAAAACAUUAUAGUGCAAUUGCGUAGGAAAAGAUAAUGUUAUGGUUGCAAAAACAACCACCCACUGUUAUCGUUAGAAGUAAAUGGCUAGGAAAGGCAAUACGAUUGUUCAAAAUAGUGACUAUUUACUUACCUUAGCGUUCUCCUUGGAUUGUAUGCUUUGAAAUUUAAGUGAUCCUUCAUAAACCUUAGCUGGCCGUAACAUCGCAGCGUAGUUUGUGGGUCGAAAACCAUCAUGCAUACCUAACCAUGCCGUAGAUGUGCAGGGGCCUAGACCUAACAUUUGUCGAAAAAUUUGAAUCUUUGUGGCCAGCAUUAGCAAAAUAUUAAGGCAAAAUUCUUCAGUUUAAUUUCCAAUCAAUGUGCUAUAGUUUACUGGGAAUUAUGAUGAUCUCUACAGCAGUAAACAAGGGAUAGCCGUGAUAGAAAUCUUCAUGUAAAGCACCGCUGUGUCAGUGGAUUGUUUUUAUCAAACACCCAAGUUAGGUCAUAUGACGCCCAUCGCUAAAUCCCUAAUGUUAAUGGUGUUAGAUCCAUUAUCCUGUUAAAGUUAACUAUACUGAUGCACUAUGUAAUGUUGCAUUUACUGUAUAUGGAUCUGCUAUCCUGUUAACAGGAUCCGCACUGAUACAGCAUAACACAGUUCAAUUACUCUAAUGGUAUACAUUCUAUUCCUUAAUUUUCCUCUAUAAAUUAUAUAAUCUAAUCCUUAGUUUUACAUACAUAUUAGUGUUCUCUAAGUUGAAACAUUUUUACCAUUAAAUUUGUCCAUAAAAAUUCAGCUAUGCAUACAGUGUAAAGGUGUUAACACUUUUUUGAAUGGGGUUUAAUGACUUGUUGAAAAAACAACACCACAUACAGUCGUAGACUAGGCAUAGACUGAAAUAUUGUUUAUUUAUUGUAAGAAGGUCAGCCUAGACUACCUAGGAGUAAUCAGUGGUUUUUUUUAAAUAUAUUUUACAAUACACAAAAUGUUUAUCAGUUGGCCGGUUAUUUUUACUGGUAAAAUUGAUGGCUAAAAUGGCUUCAGGAGAACACUGCAUAUUCAAUCCUAUGAUUACACAAAGUUGUAGGUAUUAGGAAGUGAAAUACCUCCACCCUCUUCCCAGCCUUUGAACAGUCAUAACCUUUUGCAUGGCUCUCUAUAUUACUAUAUAUUGUUUCAUCUCAGGAACAUACCAAAUCUGAAGCAGUUGUAAUAGCACUCAGCAUUUUCUACUUUAGUACAUUAAUGUAAUAUGCAAAUUUUGGUAUUCAAGUUCCCCUGGUAAAAAGUCACAAUAUUGCAUAAUUCUUUCUAAAAGUUGCCUUUCUAUUUUAGGUGGAGCAGGUUUAAGAAUUUUGUUUAAUAUGUAAUUAAGAAUCCAUUUAGUCUGUCAUUUUAAUAUAUAGAAUUUUCAGUAGAGUGACCACCCCUUUUAGAUAAAUGGAACAACCCUCAUCUUGAGUAAAUGUUAGAUCAAUAUUGUAUAUUUGUUGCCAGUAUUUGAUUGGUAAAAGACUUGAUUAGCAUUUCAUGUAAUGAAUUAUGUUAUUGAUUAAUUCAGUGACUGGUGUAUACUAGAACCUAUAAAUAUGCAUAAUUACAUGAGUUAGUAUUUAUAUUUGGUUUGUUCGAAAAAUAACAAAUAAUUGUAAUAUGUAGCACUUUAUCUAUUUGAGACAAUUUUUUUAAACUAAAUUCAUCUGUUUUGAGAUAUUUAAUAAUAGAAUUUAGCAUAUUGUUAUCUCAGUUAUAAAGUGGCGUAACUUCUAUGAGCCCUCACUGACAGAAGCCUCUGUCCCUGGAACGAAGCUUCCUGAAUGUUAAUCAGCAUGUUUUUGCCAAGACCAUGGGCCCCAAUUCAGCUAAGCUAAGUUGUAUUGAAUUUAUCAUUGUUGUCAUAAUCAUUGUAAGCUUUUUUCUUAGUCUGGAGCCUCACUUUUUAUUCUUUGAUUUAGUGAUUUUGAAGAUGACUUCAAAAUUCCUAGUUUUCAAUUGAUGUGAUUGGUAAUUAUCUAGUUAUAAAUAUGAGGUAAUGGGAUAAUUAUAAUUUUACUCUAUAUUGUAAAAUGAUAAUACUGUACCCAGUGUAGGCCUCAUGUCUUGUUAUACUGUAUAAUCAAUGUCUAUAAUAUAGUAUCAAUAGAUUAACUAGUCAAAAUUCUUUGCAUUUAAUUCUUUGUGUUUUAGCUUUGAUUCAUUUAAGUAUAAUAAUUUAAUAUACAGUAAUUCAAUGAGUUUUGAUAAUAGUGAUUGGAUGUGUUCUUAGAAAACAUUUUUUUUUUUUUUUUUAAAUUGCAAAACUAAAAGAUGUUAUGAAAGUGAGGAGCAUCAUUAUCAUCAACUUCAGUGUGCUAAUGUAUGCAUUCCAGGACUAUGACAUCCUUUUGUCUGUUUUCCACACUAAUUUUUGGCACAGCAAACUAAACUGGAUGUGUGCAGAGGAAGUCAAAAAUUUAUUACAAAUUUAAUCAAGUCAAAUUAUAAACAGAAUCAUUCUGGUCUCCGAACAACUUGAAACAACAUUGUACAGCUUGAUCUUUUCACAAGGGUCGGUACAGUAGUUGUAAGCAAAUCUCCAAAAAUAAUUUACUGGUUUUAAAACUAUAUGAAUUUGGAAACGAAUAUGACAAAUUGUAUUGUAAACAGUGUUAAACCGCCCACCAAUUUCAUUAAUUUAGUUGACAUCCCCCUCCUUAAAACAAAAGGAUAUUUAUGAAUGAUAAUAUCAUUAAUGGACACUGCUACGGUAUGUCAUACCUUGUGGAAAAUACUCAUAAGAAGUGAAUCGGUGUAUAAAAACAUUUUAGUUUUGAUUUGACAGUGGUUUAAUACAGUUGGUGUUUAUGAACCAAAGAGAUCAUUAUUGUGUUUGAACACUUUUAGAAACAAAACUUUUCAUGUGGUAUGCAAUGCUUGGAUUUUUAUAUUCCAAUUUUAAUGUUGUUUAUUGCUGGGAUGUAUGGUUAUUCUUAUUUUUUAUUGUUUUAAAAGUUAAUAUUACUCUAUAACUAAUGAAUUGUAAUAAUAUCCAUGGUUUUGCAACAAUUUUGAAACAUCCAAUUCAGUGACUAUAAAAUAUAUAAUGUGACAAUAUAUAAAACGUGACAGUAUUGUUUUCAAGUAAAUGAGGUUAUUUUGCGAUUGAACAAAAUUAUUUACAAUGCAAUUAAUUAUACUUUUAUUUGUUGAAAAUAUAGAUUAAUGCAUAUAAAAACAUUGCAGUUUUGUGCAAAAAAAAAGAACAAUUUGAUAAUUAAUAUGAAGUACAAAAUUGAAAGUGGAAAGGGGUAUAUGUGUUUUAUCAUGUCAUAUUCUUUAUAUAAGAUUUUUUUAAAGGCAUUAAUAUGAUGUAUAAGUUAACAUUAUAAUAUGAAAUAAACAAACAAUAAUGAUGGAUCUUUAGUUAUACAUAUGAAAUUUUAUUUUUGACUACACCAAAUGGACAAUUUCUUUUGCUGCAUAAUUUCUUAAAAGCUUUACAACACUGUAACUAUGGAUGAGGUAUACAAGUUGUGUUUUAUUAUAAGCAGUUUUUUGUCAAUGUACCCUACAACAUUUUGAAAAGCAAACAUUGAUUAAGUCCAUCUUCGAUAAUUUCAAUUUUUUUUUUAUUGACAUCCAAAAGGAUAGAUAAACAAUGUACUGAAACUAAGGCCUUUACAGAGAAGCUGUUUAUUUAAUUAAACAAAAUAUCCUAGUUGAAAAUAUUACUGAAUUGAUAAAGCGGUGAGAGGAUUUGGAAAAAAGAUUUCAUUUUGAAUAUUAGGUAGUAUUUUGCAAGUAAUUGUGCAUUUUAAUCAUAUUGAGAAUUGUAUAUACUUCCAGUUUUAUUUGUAUCUUUGGCAUAAUAAAAGCCAUCUUCUUGUACAGAGUUCCAGAAA